This is a messenger RNA of Cariama cristata (Red-legged seriema), 4041 nucleotides long. RefSeq names its product myosin-11-like. NCBI's taxonomy places the organism in Eukaryota, Metazoa, Chordata, Aves, Cariamiformes, Cariamidae. The record is from RefSeq and is a predicted model, not a curated record. The transcript has 2 exons. The coding region runs from base 1 to 4041 and encodes 1346 amino acids.
AUGAAGGAGCCUGACUGCUGCCAGUCCCUCACUCCUGAGCUGCCCAGGGGGCACCAACCCCUCCUUGGUGGCAUGACCAGCCUCGUACAGACCCCCAAGCACUGCCCCGACAUAAAAGACGCUACGCGUUUCACCGAGGUGGCCGCCUCGCCAUCAGGUGCCUGGCAGAGGCUCCACAAAGUCAACCAAGACCUCCAAAGCGAGCUGGAAGCCCAAUGCCAGCGUCAAGAGCUGAUCAAUCAGCAGAUUCAGUCGCUGAAGCGUAGCUACGCCGAGGCCAAGGACGUGAUCCGGCACCACGAAGCUGAGAUUCAGAGCCUGCAGGCGAGGCUCAGUAACGCGGCGGCCGAGCUCUCCAUCAAGGAGCAGACCCUGGCCAAGCUCAAGAGCGACCUGAGGAGCGAAAAAGAGAAAGCCAAAGAGCAGCUGGAGGAAUGGCAGCACGGCGAGGCCACGCUCAGCUCCCAGCUGAAGGCCAGCGAGCAGAAGCUGAAGAACGUGGAGGCUUUGCUCCUGGAGAAGACCCAGGAGCUGCGGGACCUGGAGAUGCAGCAGGCUUUGCAGAGGGACCAUCAGAAGGAGGUACAGCGGCUCCAAGACAGGAUCGCAGACCUGAGCAGGCAGCUGAACGCUAGCGAGCAAACGAGGGUCCUCAUGGAGGAGAAGCUGCAGAAGAAUUACGAGGCUUUGCUGGAGAGCUGUGAGAGGGAAAAGCAGGUUUUAAUACGGAGUCUGAAGGAGGUGGAGGAUAAGGCCAACGAGUACGAGAACCAGCUGCAAAACAGCGAGCAGCAAAUGGAGAUUCUGCAGAAGGAGAAACUGAGUGCAAAGUUCGAAGGCAGCGAGCUUGUCCACCAGCUGGAGGAGCAGCUGGUGAUGAAGGAAGCCAGCAUCCAGAAACUUGCAGAGCACAUCAAGGAGCUCGAAAGAGAGAGAGAUCAGAUCAAAUGUCGAUUCCAUGAGCUAAUGAAUCAGGUUGCCGAGUCAGAUAACGAAGUUGCAAAGCUGCAAGCAAAGUUGAAAAUGGAAGAGACCAACUAUCACAAUCUGGAGCAAUCGUUCAAGGAGGUGUCGGAUCAGUUCCAGGGUGUGCAGAAGGUGCUGAAAGAAAAAGAAGAAGAGCUGAGACACGUUAAGGAAAUGCACUUGAGAAUUGUGGAGAAGAAAGAUCAAGAUCUCAGCGAGGCUUUGGUUAAAAUGGUUGCUUUAGAUAGCAGUUUAGAGGAGACUAAGGUAAAGCUAAAGGCCAAGGAGGAGGCUUUAAAGAAAUUAGCCAGUGUAGGCACAGGUCCAUGUGCUGAGGAGGUGGAAGACCUUGGCCCUAAUCUCGAGGCUGACGAAAGUCAUCCGUCCCAGCUGGGGCAGCCUCUGCAAACUCAGGAUGUCCUCCCAGCUCUGACUUACGCACUGAAGGAGGAGGAGGAUGAGGUUCUUGAGACCAGCCAGAGGCAAGUGGAGGAAUUUGGCUCCCCGUCCAAAGCUCUAGAGCUUCAGGACCAAGAGUUGGUUCAGAAAGCCUUAGCAAAGACUGAUGUAGGAAUCAUGGGGGCCAAGAGGCAAAGAAUCCGUUUCUCGAGCAUCCAGUGCCAAAAAUACAUCCAUCCAGACGGAUCGGAGAAAAACUGGACAAGCAGUACCUCUUCAGACACGAGCCAAGACAGAUCGCUGUCUGAAGAAAGCAUGUCAUCAGAGCCAGCUCUUGGUUACCCGUCAUCAGGGACAAGCGACUCUGAGACCUAUCUCUCAAUCAUCCAUUCCCUGGAAACCAAACUUUACAUUACAGAGGAAAAACUCAAAGAUGUAACAAUGAAGCUUGAAAGCCAGCACGGCCAUAAUCAGGAGACGCUCAUCGCCCUCCACCAUCAGUGGGCCAGCACAGAGUCUCAGCUGCGGGAACAACUUCAGACCAGCUUAUCCCAAGUCAGUGCUUUGAUCUCACAGCUGGAGAGUGAGAGGCAGGAAAAGUUCAAGCUCAUAGAAAAUCACGUUAGCGAGCUGGGAGGUUUCCAAAUGAAAAAUGAUCAAGCGCUGACUUGCUUAGAGAAGUGCAGAGAGCAACUGAGGUCUUUGCCCAAAUCGGACAAGGAAAAAGAGGGGGAUUUGUUCCUUGUUACUCUGUCCAGCAUGGAAACAACUUUAUCAAACGCAAUCCAAGCCUUGAGAGGGACGCCAGUCCUAUCGGAGUAUCAGCAGAGUGAUAUCAGCCUUAUCGCGGAAAGCCCCGCUCCAGAAGGAGGUUUUUUGGGGGAAGGGGAGAACGUCUCCAAGGAGCAGCGAGCGGAAAUGUUUGACGCCGGCCAGCUGAGAUGGCUUUCUGAGAGAGUGGCAUUUGAGGCCUCUCUCAUCAACCAAAUAGCGGACUCUUUGAAAAAUGCAAGCUCUGAGAUAUCUCGGCUUCUGAGAGAGAUCCAGGGAACAGCUGAGGUGGUUUUGUUGGAGCCAGCAAAUGUUUCUCAUACAGCAGUCGACUUGGCCAGCGUCCUAUCUAAGAAGCUGCUGCUGGAAGGGGAGUUCUGGAGCCAGGUGGAGGAGCUGAGAGUGCACUUGAGCACCAGAGAAGGAGAAGCCGAGGGCAAAACAGAAACAACAGGUUUGGGCUUCUCUCCGUGUUUUCUCAGUGCUGUAGCAGAUGCUACGUUGAUCAAGGCAGAACUUGGGUUUGUCGCACAGAAAAUGAGAGAGUCUUUUCAUCAGAGAUUAAAAACAAUCGAAGAAGAUCUCCAUAAUACCAAAACAGCUCUCCAGCAGCAUAAAUGCAUGUUGGAGGAGAUCAUCAAAGCGUACAGGACUCCUGAUUUUGACAGAGUUAUGCACCAGAUUUCUGAAGCACUUGAAAUUCAAAAAGAUGCUUCAGAAAGAACCCAGGUCUCCUGGAACGGGAGCCAUCUCCAAAUGGUGCCGUGUCAGGAAUUAGCCAAGGUGGAGGAGACUGACAGCCUGCCAGACCAUAGUAGUGAAGCUCUUGUUUCCAUUCAGGAAGAUCUUGCCCAACAACUAAAGGACAAAUCAAAUGUUCUGAAGGAAAUAUCUGUUGCCUUACUCUCUCUGCCUCCUGAGGAGGCAAUGAGAGACUGUCAGAAGCUCCUGAAGAUAUCUCAGAGUCUUUCAUAUCACUCGUGCAUGGGAGACCUUGAACGGUAUUCCUCUUUGUUAGUCCACGAUGCAAUUGUUCAGGCUCAGGUUUGUUACGCCGCUUGCAAAGUCCGACUGGAGUACGAGAGAGAGAUGAAGUCCUACAAAGAGUCCUUGCAGAGCAUGGAUGCGCUCUGUCAAGAGCGCGUGAAGACGGUCGCUCUCCUUCGGGAGGAGUACGAAGACUUGCUUAGAAAGCAGCAGGGUGAGUACGGCGAGGUGAUCGCCAUGCUUGAAAGGGAGAACGCCGAUCUCAAAGCAAAGGUGUCCCAGCUGGACAGUCAGCGAAGGCUCUUGGAGGAAGAAGAGCGUAAACACAGCAAGAGUUUGAGCGAGUUACAGGGACGGUAUGAGGAGGAGAUUCGAAACGUGAUAGAGCAACUAAACAGGACAGAGGAUGCUCUGAAGGCGGAGAGGACGGAGGGCCUCAACCAGCUGGAUGCCAUUGUCCGUGACAAGCAGAACAUGGAGCGGUAUCACCUGGAGCAGAUGCAAAUGCUAGAGGACAAGUUCCAGGUCAAGAUCAAGGAGCUGCAGGUCAUCCACGGCGAGGAGCUGCAGGCCCUGCAGGAGCACUACAGCCAGAACCUGCAGCGUCUGCAGGAGACCCUGGACGAGUACCAGAGGCAGCACCCAGAGACGUCCCCCGCCGCGGGCCCGGGCGGUGGGGCCCCUUGGGUGGCCAGUGAGGCGGGUGGCACCGGGCAAGGCCCCGGCGGUGACCUGGACUCCAUGCACGGCCUGAGGGAACGCAUCCAGGAGCUGGAGGCCCAGAUGAACAUCAUGAGGGAUGAGCUGGAGAACAAGCAUCUGGAGGGGAACGCUUCUACCUUGAGGGAAAAGUACCAGAAAGACUUUGAAAACUUAAAGGUGUUGAUACGUUUAAUGCUUUACGCUUUACGCUGCUGA